Lethenteron reissneri (Far Eastern brook lamprey) is the source of this 3369-nucleotide messenger RNA. RefSeq names its product coiled-coil domain-containing protein 22-like. Gene Ontology annotation, biological process: positive regulation of ubiquitin-dependent protein catabolic process. Gene Ontology annotation, molecular function: cullin family protein binding. Lineage: Eukaryota; Metazoa; Chordata; Hyperoartia; Petromyzontiformes; Petromyzontidae. The record is from RefSeq and is a predicted model, not a curated record.
CGCGCUGGGAAAUGCAAAUCCGCCUGCGGUCUGUCAUCGAAUCCCGCGGAAAUCCUCCACCGGGGACUUGAGGGAACGGGACUUGGGGGGCUUUAGGAACUCGGGGGUCUCGGGGGUCUCGGGGGGACCCGGGCCACCCCCGGUUGGACCUGCCGGGAACCCGCCACCGCCGGGGAGCGACACGCCGUCGCCUGUCGCGCCUCCAGGAGCGGAAACAUCGGAGUCGGUAGGUUGAAGACGUGAGGUUGGUGAGGAGGAGAGACGGUGGCUGAGGAGGUCAGGGUGCCAUCAUGGAGGAGGUGGACAGCAUCAUUCUUCAUUCCCUCCGGCAGUGCGGCCUGGAGGUGCCGGAGGAGGUGACGGGGCUCAAGGAGUUCACGACGGAGUUGAUCGUGGAGGGCGCCGUCCUCUGCCUGCGCGUCAUCAACCCGGCGGCCGGCGGCGGUCUCAGCCACGUGCUCCCACCGGGAAUGUCGGCGAGAUUCCGGCUGGGGAUGAGCCUGGCGCAGGCCUGCCAGGAGCUGGGCUACCCGGGUGAGAUCGGCUACCAGACGUUCCUGUACAGUAGCGAGUCCGAGAUCCGUCGCCUCUUCCUCUUCCUCCUCGAGAAGCUGCCCAAGGAGAGCGCCACCUCUGCCGACCGGCCAGCCGGGAAGAUGGCUCUGCUGCAGAGGGCGAUAGCCGAGCAGAUCCGCAUGGAGCUCGCCACCCCCUGGGUGCCUCCGCUCUGCCGGACGCCGCUCCUCCUCUCGUGUCCGCAGGACCCCAGCAGGCCCGUGCCAUUCCGCUCCGUCCCGCUCUCCGUCCCCGCCGACGUCACCGACAAGACCUUGCGCAUCCCAAAAGGCGUGCAGGCGUACUGGAGCGAGGUGCUGCCCCCGGUGUCCGGGCAGUGUCCGAGCCCCGCGCGCGUGGCCGCAGCCGUGCUCGAGAACAACGCGGCCGGCGUGAGCGCCGCUCAGGAGUGGGACGCCGAGUGGAACAACCAGGGGCUCGCGUCCCGACUCACCCCGGAGGAGUACCGUCUGCGCAAGCGCGAGCGCCUGCACAAGAAGGUGCGCGAGCAGUUCCGGCAGGCCGUGACACGAGGGCUCGCCGACCCCGUCUCGGCGCUGGGGGUCACGGCGGGGGUCCUGCCGGGGGGAGGGGGCGCCCCUGCGGGGACGGCAGCGGUCAAGGGGUCCCGCUUCGUGCACACAGAGAAGCUCAUCUUCACGCAGGAGCAGGACAAGCCGGAGCUGUUGGCUUCUCCCGGCGAUCGCCGCGCCGUCAGCGAGGACACCGAGCAGGAUGUGCAGGCCCGGCGAGCGAGGGAGGCGGAGGAGCUGCAGGAGCGGCUGCAGCGCACGGCGGCACAGGUGGAGGCCCUGGAGCUGGACGCUCGGCGGCUGCGAGGGGGAUUCAUGCAGGUGGAGGAGGAGCUAGGGGCGAGUCAGCAGGCCCUGGCCGAGCACCGAGAAUCUUUCCGCGUGCGCAAGGCGACCCUUGACCUCCUGCCCGACGCCCACAACAAUGCUGCCAAGUUGCAGGCGGUGGUGGAGAGCAGUGCGAAGAGAGUGCUCGCCCUCACCGCUCAGUGGGAGUCUCACCGCUCUCCGCUCGUGCAGCAGCUCCGAGAGCUCAAGGAGCUGGGACUGUCCUGCCAGGAGGCAUCGUCUCGGCGCGUGGCCCAGAUCCGCGAGAUGAGGGUGAAGAUGAAGAGCACGGCCGAGGAGGUGCGCAACAAGGAAGACCUCCACCGCCAGCUGGCCUCCGACUACGAGUCGAUGCCGAAGGACGUCGCGCGAGCGGCCUACACCCAGCGCAUCCUGGAGAUCGUGGCCAACAUCAAGCGGCAGAAAGAGGAGAUCGGCAAGGUGCUGGCUGAUACCCGUGAGGUGCAGAAGGACAUCAAUGGGCUGGCUGGAAAACUGGAGCGCACAUUUAGCGUUACCGAUGAGCUGCUGUUUAAGGACGCCAAGAAGGACGAGACUGCACGGAAGGCCUACAAGCACCUGGCGGCGCUUCACGAGAAUUGCGCUCAGCUGAUCCACACGAUCGAGGAUACGGGCGCGGUGAUGCGGGAGAUUCGCGACCUGGAGGAGCAGACGGAGCUGGAGCGGAGCAAGAAGACGCUGUCCAACCUGGAGCGCAUCGUGGGCGACCUGCGCGCCAUGCAGCACGAGAACAGCCUCCUGGGCGCACGCAUGCACAGCGCCUGAGCACCCGCACGGCACCUGAUGAACGCCCAUGCGGGGCCUGGGUGCCCGCACGAUGCCUGCACGCUGCCUGAGCGUCUGCACGGUGCCUGGGCGCCUGUUCGGCAGCGAGGACGCAGCACGCGUCCCCCGUGCGUGACUGUGCGUGACUGUGCGUGCGCUCGCACAGUCGGUCACGCUUCUGCAACCCGCUCACGAUUCACAGCCACGCACUAAGAAAAGUAUAGCCGUAACAGAAUCCUGGGGCAAAUGUCGCUAGCGAGUAGCAGCACUUAUGAAGGCCAACACGGCACACGAGGGGGGUGGGUGGCCAGCACCACGCCCGACCGCCUUUGUCUCCCCACUGCUGAUGUUGUUUACACACCGCACCAGGUACUCUUUUCAGGCCGAGUCAACCCUAGGGGAGGCCCAGGACCGGUUCAGAUAAUCGUCACCGGUGUUAGCCGUGACUGGGAAUCGAACUCGUGUCCCCGGGUUCGUAGCGCGACGCGCUAACCGCUGCUCCACCGCUCCCCACAGCCACACGCACACACACACGCACACAAACACACAAACACACGCACAAACACACCCCUCUCUCACACUUCCCUUCCGUUCCUCACCAUCACCGCCACUGCCUUCUUAUCUCACUCCAUGCUCUCAAUGCCCCUUUUCUGUCUUCCUCCAUGCUUCCACCCGCCCACCGCUCACUCCCCCCCACACAGCCACUGCCGCUCCAAUCUCUCCCUUCCUGCUCCCCCCCCCCCGCUCCCAGAGCUGGUGGAUCACCCGAGGAUGGGAGUGGUAUCAAUUGAUCGCUCGGUGCGUCCUGUUGCUCGUCCCCCGGCCGCGGCGUCGCCCGCGACACAGCGCGGAGCCGGGCUCCGUGGAGAUAACCGCACUGAAGAUGAACUGCCGCAGCCCUCUCGGACAGAUAAACGAGCAAUUGGACGCGCGGGCGGGUGGGCGAGCGGGUGGGCGAGCGGGCGGGCGAGCAACUGGGUGAGCGGGCAAAUGGCUCCACAGCCCCGCUUCUGUCACGCCGUGGUCAGGGGAGAUGGGGGGGGGGGGGCUGGGGGGGUUGGCGCCGUUCUUGGUGAGCGCGAUCCCACGCCAUGUUAAGAGGAUUCACGACGCGCGCGCGCACGCACGAUGUAAACAAUGGAAGCGAGAAAUAAAGAAGCGGAGGAGG